GAAAUAACCGUCUGGAGAUACACAUCAGAUCCCGAAUAUCUUGCUUGGCAUGCCACGUCGUUCUGGAGUGCAGACGCGGACUGAAGAAGGACUUCUGGUUUGGUGCAAUUACAUUGUCGCAGUCUGUGGGAAACGAACUGAAAGCUUUCUAGUUGCUCUUUCAUCAUGGUUCACACUCGAUCAGUUUGAGCUGGUCCCAACUAUGUUCCCUCCUGUUGACCAUGCAGAAGGAGGAGAUGAAAACCAACCUCAUACCUCAGCUCACAAUUCAACUUCCACUGCCAACCAAGACGUAGUGGCAACUCAGCUUGUUGCCAUGCAACAGCAGUUCGGUGUUUUUCAGUUGGUACUGGCUCAGCUUUUAGCUAGAAACAAUCCUGGUCAAUUCCACAUAGCACCUGCUCAACAACCCCUCCCUGAUGAUGUCACUCGACGCCUUGAUAGCUUAGAAAAGCUAGUAGCUGAACACCGAGGUGCUCCACCCCCACACCAUGCUGCUGACUCCAUACCUCACCCCCUAAACACCAACAUUACACUGGAACCCUAUCCUGCCGGCUUCAAAAUACCACAACUAGAGACUUACGACGAGACAAAGGAUCCUGAUGAUCAUCUGCAUGCUUUCUACUCUUGUAUGCAAGCUCAAAAUGCCUCUGACGCGUUGAUGUGUAAAAUCUUCCCCUCUACUCUCCGAGGUAAUGCUCGAACUUGGUAUUAUAGUUUACCUCCGAGGUCAAUUAGCUUUUAUACAGAAAUGGCAUCUACCUUUGUCACUAAGUUUUCCAAUAGAAGGUUGAUUAGGAAAACUACUUCUGAGCUGAUGCGAGUUAAACAGAGAGAUGGAAAAUCUCUGAAAAACUAUAUGAGCAGGUUCAAUGAUGCAGUAUUGGAGGUUAGUUCCUUUGAUCAAGCUGUGGGGAUUGCAGCUAUGAUCUCCAGUCUUAAACAUAACAAGUUCAGAGACAGUUUGAUCAAACAUGCUGCCACCACCUUUAGCGAGGUGAACGACAGGUCUCUGAAAUUUAUAACCAUUGAGGAAUACGCCCUGGCGCAAAACCCAUCUCUUUCUAAGAACCAGAACCCAGAAUGGAGAGAUGACAAUCCGAGCCGGAAAAGGAUGAGGAUGGCGCAGAAUCGAGGUCCGAUGUUGAUCUCCCCACCGAAAUUCGGAAGGCCGAGCUCAACACCCCCGCAACAAUCUGUAGGUAAACCUCUAGUUAAUUGGACUACCUUUAAUCUGCCAAGGUCACAAAUUUUUAUGCAGAUCAAGAAUAAGAUGGAUUUAAGGUGUCCUGGCCCCAUGAAGACUGCUCCUACUAGUCGAGAUCAUACCAGAUAUUGUGAUUUCCAUCAAGAUCACGGUCAUACUACAGAACAGUGCAACAGUUUAAGAUUCGAACUGGAAAGUCUAGCUCAGAAGGGGAUGUUGAAUGAAUACAUUCAGAGAGCUGAACAGCCGAGGUUUGUCAGAGAACAGAGGCCACGGCCUCAAGGAGCUCGUAACCCACCAAAUAGGCAAGGUGGAUUGAGCUCUAAACAGCGAAAGUUGUAUGUUAGAGAGGUUAAGCAUCAGAACCGAGCUCAGAAACGGAAGUUUGACGAUGCUAAGUGGAAGAACCAACCCAUUACUUUCACAUCUGUUGAUCUCGAUACAGUUGUUACACCCCACAAUGAUCCCCUGGUCACUUUUGUCAUGGUUAACAACUGUGAAGUACAACGUGUCCUUGUUGACACUGAGAGUGCACCAGACAUCAUGUACUUCCACUGUUUCGAGAGUCUUGGGCUCGAUCCGGCAUUGUUGCAGAAAUAUGAUGGUCCCAUCUAUGGUUUUAACAACCAACCUGUUCUAGUAGAAGAAGUUCUCACCCUCCAUGUGGCUUUUGGGAGUGGUUGGAUCUACGUGACCCCUUUAGUCCGGUUCCUCGUCGUCAAGAUGGCGUCCUCUUUCAACAUUGUUAUUGGCCGACCCACAUUGACUAAAAUCCGCGCUGUGGUUUCACAAUCUCACCUCUGCAUGAAGUUCCCAACUCCUAUGGGAAUAGCAACACUACGAGGAAACCAGGAGGUGGCCAGACAUUGCUAUAUCACCUCGGUAACACAACCAACGAAGGGCAAAGAUCAGACACCCGAGGCCAUCCCCCACACCAAUCCAUUGAAGAAACCAGUGGCCCAGAAGCGACGUCUCUUCGGGGGGGAGAGGCUUCAGGCUAUUAAAGAAGAGGUAGAAAAACUUCUACAAGCUGGUUUCGUCAGGAAAGUUGAUUACUGCGAAUGGGUGGCUAACCCAGUCUUGGUGAAGAAGGCAAACGGUAAAUGGCGAAUGUGCAUUGAUUACACAAAUCUUAACCAAGCCUGCCCCAAGGAUUGCUAUCUGAUGCCGAGCAUUGACAAGUUAGUUGAAGCGGCUUCAGGCAAUCAGAGGUUAAGCCUCUUGGACGCAUAUUCUGGGUAUCACCAGGUGCCGAUGGCUCUUGAAGACGAAGAGAAAACCUCGUUCUAUGCUGGCGAUGAAAUCUAUUGCUAUGUCAUGAUGCCGUUUGGCUUAAAGAAUGCUGGUGCUACUUAUCAGAAAAUGUCUGGAAAGUUUCUAGGUUUCAUGGUGUCCCGAAGAGGGAUUGAGGUCAAUCCAGAGAAGAUCAGAGCAAUUGCCGAGAUGGAACCGCCAAAAUCAAUAAAAGAUAUACAGAGGUUGACCGGAAGGGUGGCAGCUCUUCAUCGGUUCAUAUCGAAGUCAGUAGAUAAGUGCCUGCCAUUCUUCAAGAUUAUGAGGUCAACCGCCCAGAAGGAUGAAUCAGGAAAACAGAAGAAAUUUGAAUGGAGUCAAGAAUGCCAAACUGCAUACGACGAGUUAAAGUCUUAUCUUAGCUCGCCACCUCUACUGACUAAGGCUAUAGAUGGGGAGAUUCUUUAUUUUGUACUGCACGGAGCAGAGCUGAGGUAUCCUAUAGUUGAGAAAGCAGCAUUAGCAGUUGUCACUUCGGCCAGGAAGUUGAGGCCAUAUUUCCAGUCACACCCAAUUAUCGUUCUCACAGAUCAACCUCUCCUGCAGAUUCUGCAGAAACCAGAGUGCUUUGGAAGAUUAAUUAAGUGGGCAGUAGAACUGGGGGAGUUCGAGAUAACGUUUCAGCAGAGAUCGGUAAUCCGAGCUCAAGCACUAGCAGAUUUCAGUGUCGAAUGCACCCCAUGUCCCUCAACCUCUAAUCCAGAGCCCAACGACUGGACCUUAUAUGUUGACGGGGCAUCUAGCAGCAAAGGUUCAGGAGCAGGCGCUCUCUUGAUUAGUCCAGAGGGUUAUCGUAGCGAACAUGCUUUGAAAUUCAACUUUGAUGCAACAAAUAACAUGGCUGAAUAUGAAGCUCUGCUACUUGGCCUACAGCUAGCUUUGGAGUUAAAAAUCAGCGUAAUUCAAGUAUACAUUGACUCCCAAUUGGUAGUAAACCAAAUCAACUCAAUCUGCGAAGUCGUUGAUCCUGUGAUGGUGAAAUAUGCAACCUUGGUGGCCGAGCUGAAAUGCAAAUUCCAGAAAUUCUGUCUAAGCAAAAUCCCCCGAGCUGAGAAUGAACAGGCAUAUUCACUCUCCAAGUUUGCCUCUGAUAGCUCUUUAAGUUCCAGAUCCGUUUUUGUAGAGGUCUUAGAUGAACCAAGCUUCAUGAAGCCUUGGGUGAUGGAGAUUAGCACAAACCCUGACACGCCGAGCUGGACUGAUUCAAUCAUCUCCUUUUUGCGAGAUGGGAUAGUACCUGAGGACAGGCAGGAGGCAAUGAAGUUGAGGAAGAAAGCAUCUCGGUAUACACUCGUUGACGGGGUCCUGUAUAAGAGAUCUUUCUCACUUCCUCUUCUAUGGUGUUUAAACUCCUAUGAAGCUGAAUAUGCACUUCGAGAGGUGCAUGAAGGUGUCUGUGGGAGCCAUGUUGGUGCUAGGACUCUAGCUCACAAAGUCUUAAGGCAAGGAUAUUACUGGCCAAACAUGCAUAAAGAUGCCACUUACUUUGUUCAGAAAUGCCCGAAAUGUCAAUUCUUUGCACAUUUGACUCAUCAACCAGCAGAGGAGCUCACGAACUUGGUAGCACCAUGGCCAUUUGCUCAGUGGGGGCUGGAUCUUUUAGGCCCGUUCGUGAAAGCGGUUGUUGGUGUAACCCAUCUGGUUGUUGGUGUGGAUUAUUUCACAAAGUGGGUUGAAGCUCGGCCAUUAUCUAGUCUUACCUCCAAGAAGUUACAGUUCACCUCCGUUUACCAUCUGGAGUCCAAUGGCAUGGUUGAAUCUGUUAACAAAUGCAUUUUAGAAGGUAUAAAGCCGAGAUUGGAACAGCAUAAGGCCAAAUGGGCAGAUGAGCUCAACAACGUCCUCUGGGCAUACAGAACCACGAACCGAACUGCCACAGGUGAAACACCCUAUCAUCUCGCCUUCGGUACCGAAGCAGUCAUUCCUAUUGAAAUAGGAGUCCCAAGCUUUCGGGUCACCCAUUUUGAUGAAGGACGAAAUGGACAACUGCUUCGGGAAAACCUUGAUCUGCUUGCUAAAGUUAGAGAAGAAGCUCGACUUCGAACUCUUGGUUUGAAACUCGUUUUGUCAAACUUGCCCCGAAUUGGGAAGGCCCUUAUACCGUGGCCGAGGUGCCACAUCCUGGUGCCUAUGUCCUCCAAGACGCUGAAGGAAAAAGAGUUCCUAGAGUCUGGAAUGUCAAUAACUUGAAGAAAUUUUACCCUUAAUGAAAUUCUUUCAAGUGAUCUAUGUCUUAUUGUUCUUUAUGCUUCUCACUUCGUGUUUAGAUUGAUUUUACCUCUUAUUCUAUGAAUCUGAGGUCAAUCAGUCCAUUCAUUCCUUGAACCUCACUUUUGAUUAAUGAAUGUCACUUUACAUA
Rubroshorea leprosula is the source of this 4859-nucleotide messenger RNA. NCBI's taxonomy places the organism in Eukaryota, Viridiplantae, Streptophyta, Magnoliopsida, Malvales, Dipterocarpaceae. The record is from the annotation of a GenBank genome assembly.